GAGAGCAAGUGCGCUAUUUAAGAAGCCACACAGCCGUUGAGCAGCCCUUGCCUUGGCCUCCUAGAGAGGGUGACGAGGACAGAGGAACAAAUUGAAAGAUCAGAAUGACUGAUACUGAUGAAGCCAAGACUUCAGCUUUUGACCACUUUGAAGAUUCCCAAGAUCUAAUAUAUACGCCGCAAGAACAGUCUAAUGUGCAUGAACAUGUAGCUGCAAGGAAUUCAUGUUUAGGCUCUGCACAGAAAGAUUCUGUAUGUGAAAAAUCUUCACAGGAAUCCUACAUCCGUGGUAGAUCUCCCAAAUAUUUCACCUACUUGACCACCACUGUUCCAACCAAUGCUUUGCUGGAUGACAGCGGUUCAGAGAUUGACCUUUCUGAUUCUACUAGCAGCUUGAUCCAACACGAGUGUAACAUUACACCGGCAGCUCGAAGUUCAACAAGGCAUUUGGCAAACUCUCCAGCAAAUACAUUAGACAGAGACACUUCGACUGACCUCUCUCUGGACCCUGGGUCUCCAUUUAAGUUGGCUAAAUCCCCAGGGCUGUCUAGAUCUGCACUCAAUUUGAAAGCCAGUUUUGACUAUCACUUGAGGAGGAAGUAUAGGAGACAAGCACAUCAAAGAUGUAAGGAGAAACCAAAAGAGAGAGAAAAGAGGUACAAGAGCACAGGAAAACCUAGAGGGAGACCGCGGCUAACUGCUCCACAAGAAGAGCAGAAAAAAAGACUUCUAGACAGAGGCUUUCAGUUUCCUUUUGUGGAAAAAGAAUAUGGAAGGAAACAUAUCCCCAUGAAAAUGAUUUUUGAAUAUGAGCAAGCAGCUUUAAAGGGAUAUUUCCAAUACAUUAAGAUGCUCAAAUAUGAAGAACAUCUCAAAAAGGCUUUAAAAAACCUGAAUGCUAGUGAGGAUUUAGAAAAUGAAUGUAUGGCGAUGCGGAAACACAAAUACAUAGAUGACGAAGGACCCAUUUCUCCUAUUCAGGAGACAGAUGGAGAUGACCACAGCUUGGAUCCUGAUCAAGAAGAAUUUGGUGCCACAAUAGUUGAGAACAGCUGUUUCAUAUUAAGCAGCAAACUUCCAAGCAAGAAAAAAUCAAAGACAAAAGCAAAGCAUGCAAAACUGAUCAGAGAAGAUGAAGCGGAGGAAGAACAUGCUGCUGAUGGGCCUGGGCCUGUACAGGAGAUACUACACAGAUCAGAAAACUAG
Messenger RNA from Emys orbicularis (European pond turtle), 1205 nucleotides. RefSeq names its product TATA-box binding protein associated factor, RNA polymerase I subunit D (gene TAF1D). The coding region runs from base 105 to 1205 and encodes 366 amino acids. Lineage: Eukaryota; Metazoa; Chordata; Testudines; Emydidae. The record is from RefSeq and is a predicted model, not a curated record. Gene Ontology annotation, biological process: regulation of DNA-templated transcription. Gene Ontology annotation, cellular component: RNA polymerase transcription factor SL1 complex; nucleus; nucleoplasm. The transcript has 6 exons.